Messenger RNA from Arabidopsis arenosa, 759 nucleotides. The record is from the annotation of a GenBank genome assembly. NCBI's taxonomy places the organism in Eukaryota, Viridiplantae, Streptophyta, Magnoliopsida, Brassicales, Brassicaceae.
CGAGGUCCCUGUUGUUGCACAUCACUCUUCUCAGUCCUCACGCAUCUUAUAAGAGAAAAUGAGCUCUCAAAUCUGCAGAUCUGCUUCCAGAGCAGCGAGGUCUCUUCUUUCUUCAGCCAAGAAUGCUCGUUUCUUCUCCGAAGGCCGAGCCAUUGGUGCAGCAACAGUGGUGUAUGCGUCUGGAAAAGUCCCUCAGUAUGCAUCCAACUUUGGAAACUCGGGUUCUGGCUUCGCCUCUAAGAGCUGGAUUACCGGACUGCUCGCUCUUCCUGCUGCAGCCUUCAUGCUCCAAGAUCAGGAAGUACUUGCUGCUGAGAUGGAACGCACUUUCAUCGCUAUCAAACCUGAUGGGGUGCAGCGAGGACUGAUAUCAGAAAUCAUUUCACGGUUCGAACGCAAGGGAUACAAACUUGUUGGUAUCAAAGUAAUGGUUCCUUCAAAAGGUUUCGCGCAGAAGCAUUACCAUGAUCUAAAGGAGAGACCUUUCUUCAACGGCUUGUGUAACUUCCUUAGCUCAGGCCCUGUUGUUGCCAUGAAAUCAGAACCUGGAACUAUCCGAGGCGAUCUCGCUGUUGUUGUUGGAAGGAACAUUAUACAUGGAAGCGAUGGACCAGAGACAGCUAAAGAUGAGAUAAGCUUGUGGUUUAAGCCUGAAGAACUCGUUUCUUUCACUAGCAAUGCUGAGAAGUGGAUCUACGGCCAGAACUGAACCACCCUUAUUUUCAGCCGUUAGAUUAGACAUAAAUAAUUACUGUUUUU